AUGAAUGACUUAACAAAUCAUUUUAAAUUUAUGGCAAUUGCCUUAUUUGUUGGUUAUAAAGCUUUGCAAAAUAAUGAAACACCUGUAUCAUGUAUAGUAGUGAAAGGAGAUCAAGUUUUAAGUAUUGGAUAUAAUUAUACAAAUAUAUCAUUAAAUGGUACAAGACAUGCAGAAUUUUUAGCAUUAGAAAAAUUGAAAGGAAUAAACUACAACGAAUUAUCAUUAUAUGUUACAGUUGAACCUUGUAUAAUGUGUGCAUCAUAUUUAAGACAAUUAGGAAUUGGUAAAGUUAUUUAUGGAUGUGGAAAUGAUAGAUUUGGAGGAAAUGGAACUAUACUUUCAAUUCAUAAAGAUAUUAAUUUACCUAAUAAAACUUAUCAUAGUAUUGGAGGAAUAUGUAGGACUGAAGCAAUACAAUUAUUAAGAAAUUUUUAUAUUCAAGAAAAUGAAGCAGCUCCAAAUCCUAAAAUUAAGAAAAAUACAAAUUUAGAAGAAAAAGAUUACCCACAAAAUUCAUUUAAUUUAACAAAGGAAGAAUUUAUAGAAUUUUAUGGAAUUGAAAGAUUAAAAAUUUUCGAUGAAUUUUUGGAAAUAACUCCGGUUAUGGGGGAAGGUUAUUAUAUUAAAGAUUUGAUCCACAAAGAAGAAUUGAAGCAGAUACCAUAUCUUGAAGAGGAGUUGGGGAUUAUUGAUGAUGAUGAGAUAAAUGAGUUUAAUUCUUUAUUUUAUGAAAUUGGAGAUAAAGGUGAAGUGAAUAUUACAAGAAAAAUUGAUAAAUUCUCACAUAAAAAGAGAAGAAUCAGUUGA
Lodderomyces jiufengensis is the source of this 807-nucleotide messenger RNA. Its product is annotated as tRNA(adenine34) deaminase. Gene Ontology annotation, molecular function: tRNA-specific adenosine-34 deaminase activity; zinc ion binding. The transcript has a single exon. NCBI's taxonomy places the organism in Eukaryota, Fungi, Ascomycota, Pichiomycetes, Serinales, Debaryomycetaceae. The record is from RefSeq and is a predicted model, not a curated record. Gene Ontology annotation, cellular component: cytoplasm; nucleus. Gene Ontology annotation, biological process: tRNA wobble adenosine to inosine editing. The coding region runs from base 1 to 807 and encodes 268 amino acids.